Messenger RNA from Dacryopinax primogenitus, 1560 nucleotides. RefSeq names its product serine carboxypeptidase. The transcript has 6 exons. Gene Ontology annotation, cellular component: fungal-type vacuole. The record is from RefSeq and is a predicted model, not a curated record. Gene Ontology annotation, biological process: proteolysis. Lineage: Eukaryota; Fungi; Basidiomycota; Dacrymycetes; Dacrymycetales; Dacrymycetaceae. The coding region runs from base 1 to 1560 and encodes 519 amino acids. Gene Ontology annotation, molecular function: serine-type carboxypeptidase activity.
AUGGCCAGCACACGGUGCAGAUGGCUCUGGGUCCUUGCCCUCCUUCUGCAUACAACAUACGCAAGACACCUCCCCGUCAUAGACGGUGUGAUUGCUGGUGUUGCCGGCCUCGUCCCACGCUCUCCAACAGUAUGGACGCCUCUCCCCGUCGUAUCGCUCCUUGCCUCUCUCAAGCUGGGCAUAGUCAUCCGAUCUCCUCCAACCGACCCGGGCACGUUCGGUACCGUCGGUACACUACGAUAUGUGGAGAAUUCAGGAGUGUGCGAGACGACACCUGGUGUGUACCAGGCGAGUGGAUACGCCGAUAUUGCACAGAAUCAAAGCAUCUUCUUCUGGUACUUCGCGAGUCGGAAGGGAGAGGAGGGAGCGCCGUUGACCGUGUGGAUGAAUGGUGGGCCCGGUAGCUCGAGCAUGCUUGGUCUCUUCCAGGAGCUCGGUCCUUGUCGAGUUACGGACGACGCCCUGAACUACGCCUACAAUCCCUAUUCGUGGUCCAACGCAAGCAACAUGCUCUUCAUCGAUCAGCCCGUGGGCGUCGGAUUCUCCUAUGGCACUGCAAAGGUCAACAACUCCCAGGCGGCAGCGGAGGAUCUAUGGACAUUUAUACAAGUGUUUUUGAGCGAUGCAAGAUUUUCGAGGUUGGCGAAUAGCAGUUUGGGCAUUUGGACAGAGAGUUACGGAGGACAUUAUGGUCCCACAUUCGCCAAUUAUAUCCUCCAGCAAAAUACUGCUAUUGAUACUGGUCUCGUGCAUGGGAUCAAGCUAAAUCUCAGCACACUUGGAAUUGGAAACGGUUUAACCAACGCGCUCGUUCAAUACCCCCAUUACGUGACGUACGCUAUGUCCAACCCGUACAACGUUAUGCUUGCCAACGACACCGUCCUGACCAAUGCCAACACGAGCCUUUACACUCCAGGCGGAUGCUUAGACAUGAUCGAAGACUGCUAUGCGUCUCAGACCAGGAACGGCAUGGCAAAUGCGAGUGUAUGCGCGGAAGCACAGCAGUUCUGCAACAAGUUCGUCUUAACACCAAUAGUGGGGAACUAUGACGAAUACGAUGUUCGGCUCCAACAACCUGCAUUAUACCCCCCCGACAUUCUGCACUUAUUGCGAGAUCCAGCACUUCUAUCCGCAAUUGGCGUCCCUUCUUACGUCAAUUGGACACAGUCCAGUAAACAGGUUUACAACAACUUCGCCCGAGCCGGUGACUGGAUGACCAAUACUGCUCCAUAUCUGGAGAACGUGAUCAACGCUGGCAUCCGCGUGACAUUGUACGACGGUGACGCAGACUACAUUUGCAACUAUCAGGGCUUCCAAGCGGUUGCUGAUGCCCUAAAUACCCGCUACACCUCCGCUUGGACUGCAGAGGAGUUCAAUAGCUGGAAAGUCGGCGGCCAGGCCGCUGGUGUCUAUAAGAAUGCUGGGCCUUUGUCUUUCGUCGGCGUCGCGGGCGCGGGACACGAGGUACCAGCAUAUGGGACUGCUACUUUUGCGAAAGGACAAGCAGCACUGGCACUCUUUGAACAGACUCUGCAGGGACUUCCGAUUACAAGCACAUGA